AUGCCGAGGGAAAUCAUCACCCUGCAGUGCGGGCAGUGCGGGAACCAAAUCGGCGUGGAGUUCUGGAAGCAGCUGUGCAACGAGCACAACAUAGACAGGGAGGGGAUCCUCAAAAAUAAUAACCACCUGAACGAGGACCGGAAGGACAUCUUCUUCUACCAAGCGGACGAUGAGCACUUCAUCCCGAGGGCUCUCCUCUUCGACUUGGAGCCGAGAGUCAUCAACAGCAUCCAGGCGAGCGAAUACCGGAAUUUGUAUAAUCCAGAAAACAUGUUCAUUUCUAAAGAAGGAGGAGGAGCAGGGAACAACUGGGGGUGUGGGUACAGUCAAGGACAUAAAGUAGAAGAAGAAAUCAUCGACAUGAUAGAUCGGGAGGUAGAUAAUAGCGAUAAUUUGGAGGGCUUCAUUUUAUCUCACUCGAUUGCUGGAGGGACAGGGAGCGGGAUGGGAAGUUACCUACUGGAACUUCUAAAUGAUAAUUACUCCAAGAAGGUCAUUCAAACCUUUUCUGUGUUUCCUCUCCUGACGAAUGAGAGCAGCGAUGUAGUGGUGCAACCCUAUAACAGCAUCCUCACAUUAAAAAGAUUAAUUUUAAGUACAGACAGUGUCGUAGUCAUAGACAAUACUUCUUUAAAUAGAAUCUUUGUAGAUCGAUUGAAGUUAAAUAACCCUACCUUUCAGCAAACAAACACCAUCAUCUCCAAUGUGAUGUCUGCAUCUACCACCACGUUGAGGUACCCUGGUAGUAUGAACAACGAUAUGAUUAGCCUCAUUUCAUCUCUCAUUAUAAAUCCCAAGUGUCACUUCCUAGUCACUUCUUAUACACCCAUCACCAUCGAUAAGCACCUCUCCAAUGUGCAGAAAACGACGGUACUUGACGUCAUGAAGAGAUUGCUUCACACGAAGAACAUCAUGGUGUCCGUGCCAGUCAGGAGGGGCAUGUACAUCUCCAUCCUCAACAUCAUCAGAGGGGAAACAGACCCUACGCAGGUACACAAGGGACUGCAACGGAUACGCGAUCGGAAGCUGGUUAACUUUAUCAAGUGGAACCCUGCCUCUAUACAAGUCACUUUGGCCAAACCGUCCCCUCACGUCGUCUCCACUCAUAAGGUCUCCGGACUUAUGAUGGCCAACCACACCUCCAUUUCGACUCUCUUCGAACGCUGCGUCACUCAGUUUGAUAGACUCUUUAAGCGAAGGGCCUUCUUAGAAAACUACAAAAAGGAGCCCAUGUUCAGCAGCGCCGACGGCCAGGGAAACUUCGAGGAGAUGGAGUCCUCCAAGGAGAUCACGCAGAAUUUGAUCGACGAGUACAAGAGCGCCGAGCGGGACGACUACUUCAGCCACGCCUACCUCUGA
Messenger RNA from Plasmodium vivax (malaria parasite P. vivax), 1359 nucleotides. RefSeq names its product tubulin gamma chain, putative. Bases 1 to 1359 code for a protein of 452 amino acids. Gene Ontology annotation, cellular component: microtubule; nucleus; cytoplasm. Gene Ontology annotation, biological process: meiotic spindle organization; microtubule nucleation; mitotic spindle organization. The record is from RefSeq and is a predicted model, not a curated record. The transcript has a single exon. Lineage: Eukaryota; Apicomplexa; Aconoidasida; Haemosporida; Plasmodiidae. Gene Ontology annotation, molecular function: structural constituent of cytoskeleton; GTP binding.